AAAUUGAAAGUUUAUUAAAAUAUUUACAAUAAUGGAGACUACAGAGCAAACUGAAACAAAAGAAAGCAAUAUUGAAGUCAUCUUUGGAAAGCCAGAACAUUCUGAAAUAUUAGGAGAGUUCAGCGCCAAAAUUGCCUACGAAGCUGAAGGAAAUAUUGUAGAUCCUAAACCUCUUGCUGAAGCAAUUCAUAACCUUCUAUCUUUUGAUCCAGCUAAAGAAGGGCAAAAACCAUUAGGCUUUUAUCUAGUUGCCCAAACCUCAGAAGCUAAAGUCAUUGGAUGAAUGAUGGUUACGUAUCAAAUAAACCCUGUCAUUGGAGGUCUCAUCUAUUCUAUCGACAAUGUAUUCGUAGAAAAAGAAUAUAGAAAAUUAGGAGUUUUUAAGCAAAUUUUCAAUAAAGUCAAAGACAUAGCCGAAGCAGACAAAAACUGUAAGUGUAUGAGACUUUUUGUUGAACAAGAAAAUGAAAUCGCAAAGAAAGCAUACACUAGAAUGGGGAUGUCUAUCUUAGACGUAUCAGCAAUGCAGAAAUCAUUUAUUUCAUACCAUUAAAUCAAU
This is a messenger RNA of Moneuplotes crassus, 559 nucleotides long. NCBI's taxonomy places the organism in Eukaryota, Ciliophora, Spirotrichea, Euplotida, Euplotidae. The record is from the annotation of a GenBank genome assembly.